GAGCGCGGACUAAAAUACCUUAGUAAUGGGGCUUAUCAGGGCAAUUGAUUGAUUGAUUGAUUGUUGGAGGAGGGGCCCGAGAUUUGUCCACAGUAGUACUCCGUAGUAGUGGUACUAGUAGCGCCAUACUCAGUCGGGAAGGAACUGACUUGGGACUCGACUGACUGGUCGCCACCGGACCAGCCGAAUGCAAGGCCCCAAAAAAGUGAGGGGCAACAAGGACCUUCUGACCGCAUCGAACCCGCAGAUUCGCCGUUCUCGACGUUUUCUAGAAGGCUUCGACUGGGGCCCUUGGAGCCAGUUAGCUGCAUUUCAUUGUCCAGACGAUUCUUCUUGGUUUUUGCCGCUCCGAAAUUUUGGGGUGAGGGUUCGAGAUCAGAGAAUUUUUCUGGGGCUGACAUGGCACAUCGGAUGUCGGCAGCAGGGGACACUGAAUUGGGAUUUGUCGAGGGGUCAUGGCCACCGGGAAGAUGGGGAGAGUAGGUGCUACGUCAUAAUCGGCAGUCCGAUAGGGAAAUCGGGUAAAGUCAUAGUGUUGGUGGGAUUGUCCUUAUUAUUGAUUUUGGCCUCUGGGGCAAUUUGCCAAUAAUUAAUGCGACUUUUGGUGGCUUUCUCUUUGAGGGACUCGCAAAGCACAGUCAGUAGUCAGUCAGGCCAGUGUGUUGGCUAAUGGAUGGGG
Messenger RNA from Aspergillus eucalypticola CBS 122712, 679 nucleotides. RefSeq lists its product as uncharacterized. NCBI's taxonomy places the organism in Eukaryota, Fungi, Ascomycota, Eurotiomycetes, Eurotiales, Aspergillaceae. The record is from RefSeq and is a predicted model, not a curated record. Bases 188 to 589 code for a protein of 133 amino acids. The transcript has a single exon.